Lodderomyces beijingensis is the source of this 1959-nucleotide messenger RNA. Lineage: Eukaryota; Fungi; Ascomycota; Pichiomycetes; Serinales; Debaryomycetaceae. The record is from the annotation of a GenBank genome assembly.
AUGAUACUAAGCAAGACGCUACAGUACAUACUAGGGUACAGCGCUUUAUCCGUGGCGCUACUAAGCUGGUCGAUCCACGAUUCACUCAGCAAGUCCUACAACUACACGAUGUUCCUCAUUGAGUUCACCGACGGUUUCAAAUUGGGUAUAUUCAUCAACUUCAUCGUGUUUACAUUUCUCCUCGUCAACAAGAUCCUCCAGGUGCUACUCUUUGGCGCAUUGCGGAUGAUUGAAGUGGAGCAUUUGUUUGAAAAAUUGCCCAUUUUCGCGAUCAACUUGUUCCUCAACUUGGCCACUGGAGAUAACAAUGUCAUUUUAAACGUGCUUCUCAUGGGCAUCGCCAUGACUUUUAAGGUGAUGCAUGUGAUUAUGCUUGACCGGUUGGAUCUUUUGAACCUUUUGAUUUUCAAUAAAGUCAAUGACGACGAUGACGAGCGGUCGGACCAGAUUGGCAUUUUGCACAUUAUUCAGCACUACUUGAGCCUGAUCAAUUUCUGGUUGAACAUUUUCUUCAUCUUGAUUGAUUUCAGCUUGGCCAAGUUCUUGGUGUUUGACGUGUUUCAGGGCAUCAACUCGGUCACGUGUUUGUUGUUUGGAUUCCAAUUUGCAGUGCAGGGAGUUGAAACUUUGACUCAUUUCGCUAAAGUUCUCUUGGGAUUCUAUGAGAUUGUGUUUUUUAAGAUACGCAAGAAUUCUGCCAGGAGAAAAAGCGUCGAGAGGAGAUCGAGCGCAUUGGACUCGUCUGUUAAUUCAGGUGAAGCAUCUGUGGACGGCGAGGAAGAAGAUGAACAACAACAACAACAACAACCAGAAGAAGAUGAUGAAGAAGAAGAAGAUGACGAUGACAACGAAGCUGACAUUGUUUGGGAAAGCAAGCCGUAUUACAGCAAAGCAAUCGAUAUAUCCUCGGCUUUACUCACAGCAGUGGCUUACCUCUGCUUCAUCUACCUUUUAACCAUCCACUCGGGACUUUCACUACCAUUAUCCAUGCUCCAAGGAACAUAUUCAUCGCUCAAGAAAGCCUGGACACAAACUUCGCAACUAUUAGCAUUCAUCGAGUCCUCCAAGCGCCUAGACAGCCAACUCCCGAAUGCGACAAAGGGCGAUCUCGAAGUCCUUGACAAUUUGUGUAUAAUCUGCCGUGAGGACAUGUACGAGAAAGAGGAGUACCAGCGGCUACACCAAAAACCACAGUCGUCGAGACGCGUCGCCAAAAAGCUUCAAUGCAACCACAUUCUUCACAUGGGCUGCUUGAAAGAAUGGAUGGAGAGAUCAGAUAGCUGCCCCUUGUGUCGGCGCAAGGUGUUUGGCUCACAAACUCCACCUUCGACCCCGGCACCAGUGCUGCCUGCAGAAGACCAGCCGCCAAUUGUGCCACCCGAACCACAACAGCGACAAGCUGCGCCAUUCGAGACCACUGCAUCUGCUCAAGCCGAGCCUUCUACCCCUCAACUUGAUCCUCGUCUUCGAGAGUUGAUCCAAACACACACUGACCAAGACCUGCCUUUAGUCGAAACAACCAAUGCGGAUUCUCCCAACAUGGCUCCCGCAGCAAACGGCACAGGUUACACCCAGCAGCGCGACAACUUUUCACCGCAAUCGCCACCAUCGCCAACAUCGCCACCAUCAGCUUCGUCGCCAUCAUCAUCACCAUCAGCAACCUCUUCCUCCUCCUUGCAUAUAUUGAAUAUCCCAGAACCGACACGAACCACACCAUCUGCGCCAACACCGACGCCUCCAGCAUCGACCGCGUUGGGAUCAGUGCCACUAUCGUCGCCAUUGUCAUCUUCUCCCACCAGCAUCUUUCAAACACUCAGACUUCCUCGAAACGCCCUCUUGCCUCCAGAUUGGCAUGUGUUGCCGCUCGAGAGAGACGAAGAUGGCAAUUUCAAAGUUUGCAUAUCGUCCCUGCGUCAAGUCCAACUACGGAAGCGUCAGAGAGACGGCACAUACGGUUGA